CCUAACCUAAACCUAAGAUGAACCUUUUUAAAUUUGUCUUGUUUGACAUUAUAUUCUGUUGCAUUAAUCAUUAAUAUCAUAUAGGCCUAAGUUUGGAAUAUAGCCAUUUAAUAGUAUACAGUAGUUCUAACCAUGUGCAGUUCAAGUUAAAGGAAACUAGGCCCAUUCCCGACCAAACUGGACCAGAAAUUUGUAGAUGAAUAACUAAACACGGGAGAAGUAAUAGAUUUGAAGAGGAAAAGGAACUUCAAUUCAUGCCGCAAGAAAGAUAAUUUACAUUAUCUGUUAUAAUACUUAAAACAACGUUUAAAUCAAUUAAGUGUUUUCUUCUCUAAAAGUGCAAUUUAAAAAGAGGCAAUAGAUUUGAAGAGGAAAGGCAACUUCAAUUCAUGCCACAAGAAACAUAAUAUUAAAAAUCUGAUGUACUUAAAACAGCAGCUAAAUAGAUAAGUUGUUACCACUUGAGAAGUGCAAAUUAAAGUCAGUAAUUGACUAUGUAAAACAUAAAUUUAAAUUACACCAUUGACUAAGUCAAAGAUUAUACACAACUUGAAUAUGGCUGAUGCAAUAGUAUAAAAAAACUAAACCUAGACGCUACUUUUUCUUUUAAAUGAGAAGACUAGUUUUACAUGAUGGGACAUAAAUGUCAAGCAAAAAAAUCAAAUUGCUUCAAGUAGUCUAUGCUGUAAGCAAUUUAAUACAAAACAAUAUUUGAGCAAGAGUUGUUUUAAAGUUGAUUGAUACACGUAUAUCAAAGGAAAUACGCAUACAAAGCCAACCGACUAGUUCUUAUUAGUUUCUAGCAAGUAUUUAAAGUUAGAAGCUAGAAAUUCAAAACUAUAAGAUGACCACUAAAAAACCUUCCCUCGAGUGUCCAAUAUGUAGGAAAAUGUUUUUAACUCUAUUAGGAAUGAAGGGUCACAUAUAUUUACACACAGGCGAGCGUCCCUUUAGAUGUUUGAAAUGUGAGAAAACAUUUAUUCAAAUAACCCAAGUGAAGUAUCAUUUGUUGACACAUUCUGGGAAGUGGCCUUGGAAGUAUCAUUGUAAAUGCACUAUAUGUGGAAAAUCCUUCACAUCCAGUAGCAAUAUGAAAAGUCAUGCAUUGACUCAUACAGGAGAGCGACCUCAUAAGUGCAUUAUAUGUGGAAAAUCCUUCAAAACCAAGAACAGUAUAAAGAAUCAUACAUUGGUUCACACAGGAGAGCGACUUUAUAAGUGUACUGUAUGCGGAAAAUUAUUCAAAACAAAGAACAGUUUGAAGAUUCAUACAUUGGUUCACACAGGAGAGCGACCUCAUCAGUGCACUACAUGUGGAAAAUCCUUCAAAAGGAAAAGUUAUGUAAGGAAUCAUAUAUUGCUUCACAUAGGAGAGCUACCUUAUGAUUGCACUGUAUGUGGAAAGCCCUUCAAAACCCAUACACAAAUGAAGCGACAUGCAUUGCUUCACACCAAAGAGCGACUUUUUAAGUGUACUAUAUGUGGAAAAUCCUUUAAAAGCAAGCAUUGUUUGAAGCAACAUACAUUAGUUCACACAAGAAAGCAAACUCAUAAGUGCACUACAUGUGGAAAAUUCGUCACAAGCAAGAGUGGUAUGAAGAUUCAUACAUUGGUUCACACGGGAGAGCGACCUUAUAAGUGCACUACAUGUGGAAAAUCAUUCACAACCAUUAGCACUAUGAAAAGACAUACAUUUGUUCACACCGGAGAGCGACCUCAUAAAUGCAUUAUAUGUGGAAAAUCAUUCACAACCAUUAGCGAUAUGAAAAUACAUACAUUUGUUCACACCGGAGAGCGACCUCAUAAGUGCACUAUAUGUGGAAAAUCAUUCACAACCAUUAGCAAUAUGAAAAUACAUAAAUUAGUUCACACAAAAGAGCAACCUCAUAAGUGUACUUUAUGUGGAAAAUCCUUUAAAAGCAAGCAAUGUUUGAAGCAACAUACAUUAGUUCACAAGAACGUUCCAAUCGUUCGUGUCUCAUGGGAGUAAGGUGGCAGA
Macrosteles quadrilineatus (aster leafhopper) is the source of this 1999-nucleotide messenger RNA. RefSeq names its product zinc finger protein 729-like. The record is from RefSeq and is a predicted model, not a curated record. Gene Ontology annotation, biological process: regulation of transcription by RNA polymerase II. Gene Ontology annotation, molecular function: RNA polymerase II cis-regulatory region sequence-specific DNA binding; DNA-binding transcription factor activity. Lineage: Eukaryota; Metazoa; Arthropoda; Insecta; Hemiptera; Cicadellidae. The transcript has 3 exons. Bases 845 to 1990 code for a protein of 381 amino acids.